Messenger RNA from Klebsormidium nitens, 2810 nucleotides. Lineage: Eukaryota; Viridiplantae; Streptophyta; Klebsormidiophyceae; Klebsormidiales; Klebsormidiaceae. The record is from the annotation of a GenBank genome assembly.
AUGAAGGGUUACCUCGUGGGCUGCAGCGUUCCAAAGAGCAAGCAAAAACGCCAACUCCUUUGCCUCGGAUGUGUGGGGAAGCUGAUGGGCCAGCUGAGGCUCAGCACCGAUGCAGAGAGCGUGAGCCUGUGCGACCGUGGUCAUGGCCAGCAAGAUGCGCUGUUGUUCGAGCGGAGGCCCUCAGGGAGCUGGAAGCAAACGCUGGAGCUAACGAGCGAGCUGCUUGAGGCUGUUGUGAUCACAAACGAGAGCACCGUGAGCAGGAAGAAGCCGAAAAAGGCUGCAGCUGAGAGCGCAUUGAACAGGGGCAUGCAAGCCGGCAGCCGCGCGCGCGAGAUGCUGCCUGAGGAGCGCCUCGGCAUCCCGGCCCAAGCUGGCCUCUUUCUGAGCGGCGUCAGGCUGGAGGGCACGUGCCGCCUGGUUGUUCCUACUGGAGUGGACGAGUGUGAGGCCAGCCCUCCACGGCUCUACAUGACAUAUUGGGAUCACAACCGAGCGAGGCCGAAAGCUCUCGGCAAGCCCACCAAGGAGAAGGCGUUGCUGGAAGAGUGCUGGUGGGAUAGCCACGGACACUUGAACUGCUCAUGCGAUCGUGGCCGGCUGGCCAGGGACGCUCCUUGCGUCCAUAAGUUGGUGCUCGCGGCCCUCGGCUCUACGGGGUUGCAGCAAGGGGACCUCCCCACUGUCAGAGAGUUGGGACGGGGAGCGGGGCUGGUCGAGCAGGUGGGUACGGACUCUACGGGGAGCUUCUUUGCCGUGAGGAGCAGCCCCCGGGGGGUCAGUCCAGCGCACAAGAUGCUGCAUCGAAGCGUCGAGGGCGCCUGGUACUGCCAAGGCAAGAGGGACGGGUGUCCGUCGCAGCACGACUGCAGCCACGUCAUCGCUGCAAACUUGGCCGUCCGGGCGGGGCAGGUCCAUUUUGCACAGGGGUUGCUUCUUGGGCAGGAUGCCCUAAGUACAGCGAGGCAGUGGUUGGAGCAAUGGGACGGAGCGCUGCCGUUGCUCGGCAGGAGGGCGGGGGAGAGUGAGCCGAGCGCGAGUUCCGAAGGGGGUACCGAGGAGGAGACACACUUGAUGGGCCUCAUCUCAGGACAGCGGCAUGAGCCGGCCGGAUGCGCCGGUGCGGACUGCUUCUGUCAAGAGCACCAGCAAUUGUUUGGAGUGGCUGAGCCGUCCACGUCAGCACCCCACGGGCUGGGCGUAAUGGCUGAGCCGUCCACGUCAGCACCCCACGGGCUGGGCGUAAGUGAGUCAUGGCGGGGGGCGCGGAGGAGCAAGCAGUGGUGGAUGAGUCAUGCGGGCGGGGCUCCUUUGAUGGUGGCACCCCAGAGUGUGCGGGAGCCACCCGCGGAGGCGCUGGGCGAGGAAGCGAUCCGAUCCUGGGUCUCCUCCUGCGGCAGCUGCACACUCGAAAGUGCUCGACGGGGGUGCCAGCACAGGGGGGUAGGAAGGGCCCCCGUCAUGGUUCAGGAGACACAGGCCGUCCAAGUGACCAAGCCGAAGUUGAGCCAGCUGAGCGACGCGCCUGACUUCCACGACCCUUGGGUGACGCGGCUCAGAUGCGGACCGAUUCGAGUGAGCAAACUGGUGGCGAGGGACUUUCAGGAGCUGGGCGACCGCGGGAUGCUGAGCGCACCGUGCCCUCUUGAACCGCCUCCGUGUGGCGGCGAAUGGGUGGAGCUCUGGCAGGAUGCGGUAGUGCAUGCUUCCACCUGGAGCCAGGCCGUGCGCACCAGAAUUUACUCGUGCAAGUGCCCGAGGAAGCACACCAUCCACUUUGAUGGAGAGCACUUGGGCUUGUACGUCUGGAGCCGCCAGACGAUUAUUGUACAGGAGAGCCUCCAGCUGUUGCUGAAGCAGAUGCAGAGGGGCCAGUCGGGUUUCGGGGCGCUGCUAGAGGGGCAGCAGGAGGCCUUCCGGAGGGCUCCCGAGUGCGCCGUCCUAUCCGAGGAGACGUGGCGGAAGGCCAGCCUCGAUUUCUUCCGACUGGUGGGCCAGCAGAUCCUUGAGUGUUGCAGCAUAUGCGGUCCCCAUCCGGAGGUCUUGCUGUGCGACGGGAUCGUGGGAAUUUCCAACUCCGACGGAGGGAAGCGCCCCGGAGGGCUGGGGUCGACCUCGCAUGACUUCCGCAGACCGUUCACGCAUCCGAGCCGGUAUGCGGACGGCGCUCCGUUCGAGAAACAGUCGGUGGCCGGGCGCGACUACUGCGCUGCAGGCCUAGAGGGCGGUGGCAUGAAACGCCGUCUGGUGCUCCAACCGGAGCUCAGGGAGCUGAUAGCACGCCUCUCGAGGCAUCGCCCCGAGAGCGAGAAGCUCGGUCGGCGGCUCAGCGAGGCAGAGUACCUGGGAAUGAAGGCGGCCCUGGGCAGAGAGGACGUCCAGCUCGUGACUCGCUUUGUUCCGGGUGAUGGGGAAGGCCCGGUUCCAGCGGACACCAGGCGCCGGCUCCUGGUCGAACAGCGCCAGAUGGUCCGGGACAAGAACCGGGCGAUGCUGCGACUGUUGGAGGGAAUCGAGCUCGAGCAAGCGGCAAGAGGUGGGAGCCCGCGUCUAUGGGAGCACUGGCCGUGUGAGUGGGGUGAAUUGCUAUAUGACCUUGGGGCGCACGAUUCGGAUGACGGCAUCAUUGGCCACUCUGACGGGCUAGCUGUGGUCCGCGAGCUGCUCUUGGGGGAGGACGCGAGCAUCGAGGAUCGCCGCCAGCUGGGGGAGCAUUCUCCCAUCUUGCGCCGCGUGCUGGACGCCCAGGGCGGGCACCGCUUUCCCGCUUUCUUUCUGCCCGCUCUGCACCACCUCUACGAGCUCACGUU